Molecule: messenger RNA, 2466 nt
Organism: Pseudomassariella vexata
Lineage: Eukaryota; Fungi; Ascomycota; Sordariomycetes; Amphisphaeriales; Pseudomassariaceae
Exons: 1
Coding region: 1-2466 (821 amino acids)
Source: RefSeq, a predicted model, not a curated record
AUGUCAUCGUCAUUCAACCUGCAUCGAGGCCCAAGGGGCGGGCGCGCAAGCUCCCGUAGCACGGAUCGUGCACGACAUGGUUGGUCUGACACAAAGGGACCUGACAGCUAUGGAUACGACGCGUACCAUCCGAACACUCGCCUCAGAAACUACGACGUUCGACCCCAGGGCGCGUGCCUUCCGUACAGAGAACGCCCUGAGAACAACCCACACCCUUCGUACACUCCACACUCCCAGCACACUGAGUACACGCAACGCCAUCAGUACAGUCCACGACCCGCCGGCCAGCAAUAUAGUACACGUGAUCAUUCAGCAAAUCAAUGGUUCGCCUACGGACACCGGGCUCAAUCACCUCAAAGACAACAAAUGGAACAGAUUCCUGCUGAUGUCAGCAACGCUCGUCAACGUGCUAACAACUACGUGGAUAGAGACGUAUUCGUCACUGACCAAGUCAACAUCCAUGAGGCGAGUCCGUUGCAAAAUCUUGACCAGGGUACCAAUCAGGAGAAAUCUCACGAACAGACUGCUGCGGCAUACACUGGGGCGGCUGAUGCUGCGUUCAAAGCUGCCUUCCCGUUGGCUUCAUCCACUGGUGCAGCUGAUGCUAUGCUCGAUUCUGUUGCUGCACAUGUGCUUUCCGAACCCACUGCAGCUGGUGCUGGCAAUAACCAGCCAAGCGCUGCUGCCGAUCUGCAGUCCGGCGGCCCUUACAUCGAUAGCGACAUUGCCAUGUCAGAUCAUCGUGCAGCAUACCCUCAAAAGAUCUCUGGCAUCGACAGUCUGCAUGCUGCAAUGAAUGGUAAAGCUAUUAUCCCGACAAAGGUCCAAGACAGCAACGUAAAGAAGAGACAACGACUAUCUAGAUCCCCGUCCACCUCUCCAACCAAGAGAAACAUGACCAAGGAGGCCAGGAUCACUGCAGCUUAUGAUCAUACCAAUGCUUCAGAGUCAUCUCAACCCAAGAAGAAGCAAAGAAUUUCUGCAGUACCUAAAAUACUUUCCGGACCCCUUGCGCAGAAGGAGAAGAAGGCACCCGCUAAGCCCAAGGCACGCACUGAUGUCAAGACAAGGCGCAUGUUGUCAACCUCGCAUGAACCCGAGCAUGCGCCGCCGAAGAUCGAAUUAAAAACUAGCACUAAUUGCAGAAUUAUGGACAGAGCGAAAUUUAUUCCGCAACCCUCCCGGUUAUGUUCAAAUGAGUAUUCAUAUGAACCAGACCAUACAAGUGGUGAUAGAAAAGAAAAGGAGCCCAGAGGCAGGGCUACCACCAAGAGCAGAGAUAUGAACAAUGCGGAAUUCAUUUCGUCCCGGUCUCAAUCUCCUCUGCACCAGAGUUCGACUGAAUCAAAGCAUAUCGAUGUCAAACAGAAGCGAAAGAGCCCGAAAGGAAGAUCUACUGCUAGCGAGCACAUAAGUAUGGGCAGUGCAGCAUCUGUUCCCUCACCAUCUCCUGAGCGUGAGCGUGAGCGUGCAAGCUCAUCUGAAUCAAAGUGUGCAAAUGGUAAAGGAAAGGGAAAGAAUCUGAAAGGAAGAACUACAAACAAGAACAAGAGCCUGAAUGUCGCUGAGUCUUUUCCCUCACGUGCCUCAUCGCUUUCGCCUGAGCCAGAGCACACAGACGGUAAACGCAAGGGGAAGAAGACUGACAAAAUUUUACAUACAAAUUCCUUGUCAGACAGCUCCGUCAACUCUCCCUCGCCCUUGCCUGAGCGCCAACAUAAGCACCUGCAAGGUAUAAACCCCAAGCCGAAGAAAGCAAAGGCAAACGCAGCGACAAGACGUCGAUCAACCCAAGAUGACGAUGAUGAAGAUGAACAUCACAAACCUUCCAUGUCCCACUUCCAGGGACGUUCUGCCAUUCGGAUUGAUAAUCGUUACAAAUCACCGUUUCACAUUUCCCCAAUGGACACCUUCAAGGUCAAUCUGAAACGGCAAAUAGAAUUGAUGAAGAUCUGCACGUCCCUCGAGAAGAAGUACUAUGAAGUGGACGACGACGAGAUGCUUCCCAGUGAGGAGUUCUGGACGGAGGUAAUGGACAAAUACAACAUCGAAAAUGAUCAAAAGGGCUUUUCGGACUGGCGCUUCCUAAGGGAUUGGGUCAACGAGAAGUGCGAACACCGAUAUAAGAUGAUCAAAGAACGAGAUCUCCCUCCCCCGACCGGAAAGAAAGAACCCUUGGCUGUGUAUACCGACAAAUGGUGCCGCGUCAUGAUCAAACACAAAUAUCAUCGCGCAAAGGAAUGCGUCAGGGCUGGGUUGUUUGCCAUUGUCCAGAACCAGCUCCGUGCGUCACUACGAACCUUUGCGGCCAACGCCGCGGUUGGCAGUUGCAGAGAUCGCGAAAGUAUGAUUGACAAAUUUGUUGCGGACUUGGAGAAAGCUGUUCAAAUCAGCAUUGGUAACAGCACCAGCAACGACACAGGUACUGGCAACAGCACCGGCAGUUAUGCCUCGAGGCUGAACUAA